Molecule: messenger RNA, 1689 nt
Organism: Ostreococcus tauri
Lineage: Eukaryota; Viridiplantae; Chlorophyta; Mamiellophyceae; Mamiellales; Bathycoccaceae
Product: unnamed product
Exons: 1
Coding region: 1-1689 (562 amino acids)
Source: RefSeq, a predicted model, not a curated record
AUGCGCAGACUCUUUCGCGACGCUUCGUCGCUCGAACGCGACGCACGGGCGGAGAGAGACUUUAAUCAUCAGCUCGUGGACCAACUGCGCCUCGAGUUGGAGAACGCCGUGCACGCUCGAGACGUCGCGCUUCGGGCGUUGGCGUCGCGGGAGGGCGACGUGCGAUCGCCGAUCGAUGCAUCUGCGCGCGAGCGAGCGAGCGAGCGAGCGAUAUCGUCGAAGGAGACGUCGACGCGGGUGGCGGAGCCGAGCGGUUCGGGCGACGCGGCGACACGAAAGGCGCUGGAGGAAUGUGAAGGCGAACGCGUGAGAUUGGUGGAGGAGCUGGAAGAGAUGCGCGAGCAACUGAGGGCAUCGACGGCGAGCGCGCAUAGGGCGAACGCGGAGACGAACGCGAUGGCGCAUCAGAGUCGCGGCGCGGUGGAGCGCGAGCGGAAGCGCGCCGACGCUGCGGAGGCGCGCGUGCGAGCGCUCGAGCUCGCGGCGGCUGAGAUGCAGGUCGAUAGGGAAGAUACAUAUCGUCAAGCCGAAGACGAGGCGAAGAGGCGCGCGAAAGAGCUGGAGGAUGCGCUCGAAACGGCGGCGACGGAGAUUGAGGCACUCAAAUCGACGAACGAAGUCUUGAGCGAACGCGUCAACGCGCUCACGGAGAGACUCCAGGCGAAAGACGAUAUGGAUCAACCAGAGACGAGUAAACGAUCCUACGCCGACGAGGCGGUAGUCGAGCUCCGUCGCGCGGCGCUCGGGGCCAAGGCGUUGGCGAACGCGUAUCACGCGCGCUUAUUCCCUGAGGGCGAUCCCGAGCGCGGAAAGGGACGAGUUUUGAUAAUAGUGCACGCCUCGCUCGAGGGACAUCCGUACUUGUCGGCAAGUCGAGACGUCACGGAAGCCGUGCGAGCGCGCGUGCGAGCGCACGACGGCAAGAGACUGGUGAUAUUGGUGAGCGAAGAUAUUUCAGAGCUCGUUCCGGAUGAGGCGACGACUCUCGAGACAAGAUUUGAGACUCGUGAAGUGCAGGAAACUCGACGACCGGCCAUCUUGCGUGUCACCUACGCUUUCGAUGCAAUGGACGAUGCGACCGGAAUCGCGAUCAAGGGCGAUGAGAGAUCGGUGGAGAUUCCCAUCGGCGCCGCAGGAACGCCGCACGCCUUUGCGAUGCAGAGCCUGUGGAUUGAGUCUGUUCCAUCGUCCGUCGAGGACGCGCUCAAGGCGGCGUACGCGCGAUUGCGAGACGCCGAAACUACAGCGAGCUCGGCGAAGGUGAAAGCGAUAGAGCUGUACGGUCAGAUACUUCGCGACAGGCAGCGCGCCGGAUCAAGCGCCCGGGCGCGGUCGCUCGAGCGACGAGAAUUGGAGCUCGAACAGCGCGAGGCGCAGCUCGCGGUGGAGGUCGCCGAGAUAGAGAUCGCCGUCACGCGAGCACGCGAAGAGGCCGAGGCCGUUCGUCGCGAGUCCCACCGCCUCGUCGCCGACGCCAACGCGCAGAUACGCGCCAAGGAUGAUGAAAUCGAGCGUCUUCGAGCGGUGGAGACGUCCUCGCGCAGAGCGCGCGUUCGCUCCAAAUCGUGGCAGCUCUCCGAGUCCAACCGCCCUGACCGUCGCUCGUCACCCGCGAAGACGCUCGCGAGCGCCGAGGCUCGGCUGGCCAGGAUCACCGCGCGCGCGCGCUCCGUCGCGGACGCGGCGUAG